UCAAACAGAACCAGCUCAUUCCCUUCGAUCACCAUCCACCUUCAUCCUGCAACAGCAAUCUCAAAAGAGCGCAUCUCAAUCAUCAUGUUUGGUGCUUUUCGAGGAAACAACGGUGCCCCGAACAACUUCGAAUACACGGAUCCGUCUCGCAACUUCGCCAUGGAUGGGCACAACAAUACCUUGCUCGCGUGUGACUCGUGUCGAGCUCGAAAGGUCAAAUGCAAUGGAGACCUCUACGGUUGUGAUCGAUGCCGAGCUACAGCCGUCCCUUGCACCUACCAUUCAUCUGCCAUGCUCGCAGGCCCCUCGAGUUUGAAGAGACCGUCAUGGACGACUCCGGAUUUCUCCACGCCACCGUCCGCGAAGAGACAGCAGACUGGUCAUCCUGGCAAUGACAUGAGCAAGCCGACAGCAUCCGCCAUAGCUAGCAACUCCAUUCCGAACAUGCUCCACCGGCCGCCGCCCCUCGACCUCAGCAAUUCCAGGCCCCGAAUGCCCAUCACGCCACCAGGAGCUGGGUUUGCCAACUCUACCCAGGACUGGCCGGCUCUCUACAACAUGGGUAACAAGCCCUACCAGGGUUUGAACAUCAAUCUAGGCGGGAUCGUUCCAUACCCAUCCAUGAUCCCUUCGCUACCAAUGCUUCACAACCCAUCCAAUUCCUCGGUGUCAACGGUAAGCUCCUCGACAAUGUCGGACGAAACCGAUCUGUCCGACCUCGCCGUGACCGCCCCAACGAACGCUACCCCCUCGAACCCGUUCGAUUAUCACUCCCGCCGCUGCGAAUGUGUCCGGUCACUCGCUGACACCCUCGAGAAGAUAAGCGGCGGCGACAUCGAGACCAGCGAGAACAUCGAGAACUCCAAGCAGACAGACAGUUUGCUCAUGCGCUUACACGACGGGGUCGAGACGUGCAAGAGAGUCGUCGCGUGUGUCCACUGCACUGUCUGCGUCGCAAACUCCAUGCUCCUCGUCACUAUCUUCCAGCGGCUCCUGAAGAUGUCGACCGAUCUGAGCCGCCACAUCCUCGACGCCCAGAAGAAGGCCAAGUCCCUGCCCCCGCUGACGGACUCGCCCCCGUCUCCGCAGACGCCGGAUGACCAUGUGAGCAGGUAUCAGAUCCAGAUCGCGGCCGUUUGCCUCCGCUUCGUGCAUACCCUCAUAGGCAUGAACCUCAAGCAUGCCGUUCGGCUUCUGGAUAUUCUCCGGGAUCGCAUCGGGAAGAAGGCGAAGGCGUCCAACUUGCUGGAGGAGGUCAUCCAGACCGCGCAGAAGAAUGUCGAGAUGUUGGAUGAGUUCACGGCCAACCAAGCCGCUUCCUCGGAGACCCGCAAUGGAUAGCUUUGGAUGGGAGGGAUGCCUUAUGACAGCCCUAGUCGUCUGGAUCGGGGACCAGCCCUAAUUUGUUUUCACUUGGCGCAUACGAUUGUUCUUUUUUUUUUAUUUUUUUUUGUUUUUGUCACGAAGUCAUGUUUCAUCGUAU
Aspergillus heteromorphus CBS 117.55 is the source of this 1483-nucleotide messenger RNA. RefSeq names its product Zn(II)2Cys6 transcription factor domain-containing protein. Bases 85 to 1341 code for a protein of 418 amino acids. The transcript has 3 exons. The record is from RefSeq and is a predicted model, not a curated record. NCBI's taxonomy places the organism in Eukaryota, Fungi, Ascomycota, Eurotiomycetes, Eurotiales, Aspergillaceae. Gene Ontology annotation, molecular function: DNA-binding transcription factor activity, RNA polymerase II-specific; zinc ion binding. Gene Ontology annotation, biological process: regulation of DNA-templated transcription.